Leguminivora glycinivorella is the source of this 1545-nucleotide messenger RNA. RefSeq names its product D-beta-hydroxybutyrate dehydrogenase, mitochondrial (gene sro). The coding region runs from base 77 to 982 and encodes 301 amino acids. The record is from RefSeq and is a predicted model, not a curated record. Lineage: Eukaryota; Metazoa; Arthropoda; Insecta; Lepidoptera; Tortricidae. Gene Ontology annotation, molecular function: oxidoreductase activity. The transcript has 4 exons.
UCCAGACAGAUACUGUUUCAUUUUAUGAUACUAGUCCGUGUGUUUUAAUAUCACUGUUACUUGCCCGUUGGAUAUCAUGAGUAUAACACGCGUAGUAGCAAUCACUGGUUGCGAUAGUGGCUUAGGUUACGCUCUCGCUUCUCGAAUAGCCCGAGAAGGCAUGGUGACAGUGGCCGGUAUGCUGAAUAGUGACAGUGCCGCUGCGAAGUCUUUGGAGAGGAUGAAGGUUCACUCCUGUCCCUUGGAUGUGAGGAGUGGGGACAGUGUGACGGGGUUUAAGGAGUAUGUGAAUGGACUGUUGAAGGAAAACCCGAGUUAUAGCCUAUACGCAGUUGUCAACAACGCAGGCGUGAUGACGAUAGGCGACUUCGAGUGGCAGACUCCUGAUAUGAUAGAAAACGCAAUAAAUGUGAACCUACUUGGUGCUAUGAGAGUGACGUCCGCGUUUCUUCCACAACUGAGGAAAUCAUCACAAAACGGACCGAAACCGCGUAUAAUCAACAUAGCAAGCCACUGCGGGCUACAACCUCUGCCCGGCUUCGCGGCGUACAGCGCUAGCAAGGCGGGCCUGCUGGCGUGGACGCGGGCGCUGCGUGCGGAGCUGCGCGGCCGCGGCUCCGCUGUGGCGUUUGUGCCAGGAGGUUUCGUCGGAUCCAGCAACAUACUGGCAGCUCAAUCAAAAGCCUGUAACGAAAUGCUCCACCAUCUCGAUCCGGAUCAACGGAAACUAUUCGAAAAAAGAAUAACAGCCCUCCGUGACUACCUUCAAAGUGCUGUUCAAAAUGCGAACUACGAUUCUUUAACGGACAUAAAUAUAAUUGAGACUUUUGUUAAAGCGCUGACGGAUGAAAACCCUAAAUUUUUGUACAAAGUUCAAUCGUGGAGAUACGCGUUUUAUUAUAGUUUGUUAAAAAUCCCGGUACCUGAAGCGGCACAUCAUUGGUUGAUGAAAAAGUUCCUGAACUUUCCAGAUGUAAAUUGACUAUGACUAACUGAGUUUUAUUUCGUUAAGUUUUUAUACAUGGCAUUAGCUUUAGGAUUUAGUUUUAGUUUUGUAUAUGAUAAUUCAGAACAUCGAAUCGUAUCUCUUAGAAGACAAAUUGGAAGAAAUUGUUCUAAAUGUGUUCAUCGCUUUAGAGCCCAUUUACCGGUGUGAGAACUCGCACGCAAGUCUUAUACUGUGUUGUGCUGAAUUCUAACCUCGACAGACCGUGAUGUAACUAAAAUCGCAUGCGAGUUCUUGCGCCGCCUAAACCAGCCUCGUAAGUCCUGAUGAACUCGUAUGAGUACAGAAAAGUAGUUUUUGACCUUAAAUAAAUGAAAUAAACUUGCAAAUUCAAAGGCACAAAUAUUUCCUGGGUCUUGCGAGGCUAAAAAAGGUGAUGUGUAAUUUACUUUAUUUGUUGUAGAAAAAACGGAGACGAGAAGGUUUUGCGAAAAUAAGAUCCAUAUUUUAUAAGUACAAACUGGAUCUAUGACAAUAACUACCUAGUAUAUACAUUAGAACGAAAUAAAUAUUUAAUCACGAUAUUCCAUUUUAUUUCU